This is a messenger RNA of Fusarium musae, 1902 nucleotides long. RefSeq lists its product as uncharacterized. The transcript has 4 exons. Bases 1 to 1902 code for a protein of 633 amino acids. NCBI's taxonomy places the organism in Eukaryota, Fungi, Ascomycota, Sordariomycetes, Hypocreales, Nectriaceae. Gene Ontology annotation, molecular function: ATP hydrolysis activity; ATP binding. The record is from RefSeq and is a predicted model, not a curated record.
AUGACUUCUGAUCAGCUGCACGCUAAUCAUGAGAAUGGCAUUGGGCCAGCCUCCCAAGAUUCGAUUUGCGAGUCUAAGGUCUAUCACCAUACCAAGAACAAAGAGGGCAGAGAUCAAUGCAAAGAACAGGUUCAGGACUCUGAGCCAACUAAGAACUCCGAGGAUGACGAGGACAGCCCGUAUGCCUUGAUUGUCAGAAGACGAUUCUCAGAGAAGCGAGAAGUCGAGUCAACCACAGUAUGCGUCAACUCGCCACUGAUUCAUAAAGCAUUCCAAGAUGUCAUCGGCUCUUAUCCAACGGUUGCAUCAGACUUCAAGACCUCUUUCAAACUUGAGAGCCCAUUUCAGAUCCUUCUGCACUACUGGGAUCCACUCGAAGCCUAUAGAGAUGAUGCCGAUUCACCUCGAAUGCGGCAACAUCUCAACUUACUCUUUCGCUUCAUGGAAGAGGAGAUGGGCCCCGAGAGACGCACCCUCCAGCAUAUGCUCCAGAAACAGAUGAUCACCUUCAAGCAGGCAUGGGUUAUCUACCGUCCUGGAGACCUUGUUGUCAGCGAAGUGCUGGGAAAGUCAUGGUUAUCACGUGUGGAGAAGGUGUCUUAUGGGACAAGCCGAAACCGUGGACCAUAUGUGACGAUUCAUAUGAAAUACUGCGACGCCAAUGAUGAUGCAAUUGGGGAAGCCCAAAGAUCUACGAACAUCUUCCAGAGCGAUCACUUUGCGUCAGACCAUCCAGCAAAGAUCAAGCGACUUCCAGUAUAUCCAAGAAAAUUCAGUGAUCGUGGACCAGAUCUAGAAAUCGAACUUCUUGAACGAGGCAAAAAGUUCAUCACCAAUCGCGGGAUCUUGACAAAAGACUAUGAUGGUAUCGCAGAGUGGCUAAAAGAGCCUCCGCUUGACUUUUUUGACCCUAAUAUGGCAGACUAUCCGCCCAUCUGGCUACCAUUCACGGAAACCGGACGUGUCGUACUUGAUCGCAAGACCUUCGAAGAAGACAACUAUAGCCACGUUACCAUGAUUGAAGAGGUUGAUGAUCCGGAACUUUUCCUCUGUCCGCCAUAUGCACUGGGGUACUCCACCGGGCGAAAGGAGUGGUGUCGCUAUCUAGUUGAUAAUCUGAGGGAUGUGACAUGGAAAGAGAACGCAUGGUCCUCGCUCAUUCUUGACCAGGAACAAAAGCAGGUAUUGAAAGCUCUGGUCAUGUCACACAAACACCCAGAGAGAGUCAGGAGCCUGUCAGAACAGAAGGGUAAAGGAUUGGUGGUUCUUCUGCAUGGCACCCCUGGUUCCGGUAAGACGCUCUCUGCGGAAACAGCAGCCGAGAUGUCAAAGAAGGCUCUUUUGUCUACAAGCAUGAGUGAGCUAAACAGAUAUGAUAGAGCAUACGCCUUUGAGUACAGGCUCAAACAGAUUCUACAAUACGCCACAACCUGGAACGCGAUAAUCCUAUUUGACGAAGCAGACGUUUUCCUCGAGAGCCGAGAUAUGACUUCCAACAGCACCACGCGCAGUGCCCUCGUGGCUGUAUUCCUCAAACACCUCGAAUAUUUCUCAGGUAUUGUUUUUCUAACAACAAACCGCCUCGGCAGUAUAGAUGCUGCGAUGAAGUCCCGAAUCCACCUGUCGCUUUCAUUCGGUCCUCCCGAGGCAGACGUUCGCCGCCAGAUCUGGAAACAGAACCUUGAAGCUGUCCCCAUUGAUGAGACUGAGAUUGGUGGGAAGGAAUCGAGUGGUCGGGCAGCUGACGACCUGAUACAUCAUAAGCUUAACGGACGUGAGAUUUCUAAUGCUCUCAACACGGCGAGGACUCUUGCAAGAUUUGAGGAGGUCAAGUUGAGUUUACAACAUAUUGAGACGGUACUCAAAGUUGGACAGACAUUCGGGAAGCAUAUAGGAGCUUAG